Messenger RNA from Entamoeba invadens IP1, 540 nucleotides. RefSeq lists its product as hypothetical. NCBI's taxonomy places the organism in Eukaryota, Evosea, Mastigamoebida, Endamoebidae. Bases 1 to 540 code for a protein of 179 amino acids. Gene Ontology annotation, cellular component: cytoplasm. Gene Ontology annotation, biological process: intracellular protein transport; vesicle-mediated transport. The transcript has a single exon. Gene Ontology annotation, molecular function: GTP binding; GTPase activity. The record is from RefSeq and is a predicted model, not a curated record.
AUGGGCAAUUAUUUAUACUCACCAUCGCCUGCUGUUCAUCUUUUUAUUACUGGUCUUGAUGCAGCAGGUAAGACUACAAUUAUCUACAAAUUUUGUCAAAUGAAAAACAUACAAUUUGAAGUUAAAAACCAAUAUAAUUCAUUCAUGUGUUUCGAACAUAUUAAUUUUAAAAAUUACGAAACCAUUACUUUAGAUUUGGGUGGUAACAUGCGACCAGAGCCUUUCAUUACCAAAAAUGUUGUUGGAUGUAAUGUUCUGAUGUAUGUUAUAGAUAUUUCUGAUGUCUACCGUCGACAAGAAGCCAAAGACGAAAUGUUCAGAUUUCUUCAAGUCUCUGAAACUCGUGGUAUCCCACUGAUCAUAAUUUUCUCAAAAGUUGAUUUGCCUUACAACAUGACUGAAACUGAAUUUAUAAAAUUUUUCGAGCUUGACAAAAUAAAAGAACGAAAGUGGACUUUUAUAAUGAUGAGUGCUUACACAGAAAUGGGCUUGUUAGAGGGGUUUAAAUGGGUCGAAUCAAAAGCUAAAUUAAUUUUUUAA